Pecten maximus is the source of this 629-nucleotide messenger RNA. RefSeq names its product beta-hexosaminidase subunit alpha-like. Gene Ontology annotation, biological process: ganglioside catabolic process; carbohydrate metabolic process; glycosaminoglycan metabolic process. The record is from RefSeq and is a predicted model, not a curated record. Bases 55 to 558 code for a protein of 167 amino acids. The transcript has 4 exons. NCBI's taxonomy places the organism in Eukaryota, Metazoa, Mollusca, Bivalvia, Pectinida, Pectinidae. Gene Ontology annotation, cellular component: membrane. Gene Ontology annotation, molecular function: beta-N-acetylhexosaminidase activity.
CAGUAUACGGCUAUGCCGAAAAACAAAUACUAAACUUAAAAUAUUUGUGCCUACAUGUGGGUUACUCUUUAUCACACAGAUAAUGGUCGGUAUGCGAAUGACAAGGCCAUACUCGGAGGAGAAGUAUGUAUGUGGGGAGAAUACAUGUCAAAUGAAAUGCUGAUGAAGUGGCUUUGGCCCCGUGGGUCUGCCGCAGCAGAACGGCUCUGGAGUAGAAGGGAGGAUACAUUCGAUUUGUUUAAUGCCGCUAGAAGAUUAGCGGAGCACAGAUGUCGUAUGCUCAGGAGAGGCCUGGACCCCGGGUUUGCCAACGGUCCGGAAUUCUGUUUGAGGAAAAAGCACAACAGACGUAACACACAAAAUAGAAACCUUACGACGCUUAUGUCAGUCAAUCAAAGCUCUUUACCCCGGCAUCCAAUCAACGGCCGGCUAAUAUCAGUACCUUGGAAUUCAGACAGUGAGGUUGUGUUCCUGUUCUACAUGACUUCUGUAUCUGUAAUGUUUGUGAUAUUCCUGAUAUGCUCACAGAGAAAGAGGCGACUGUUCCAGUGCCGGUAGUGUUACUCCGUGUUUACACAGCUGUAUAUUGAUACAAAUCUAUUGUAAAAAAAUGUUACAGAAAACCAUGU